Saimiri boliviensis boliviensis (Bolivian squirrel monkey) is the source of this 2069-nucleotide messenger RNA. NCBI's taxonomy places the organism in Eukaryota, Metazoa, Chordata, Mammalia, Primates, Cebidae. The record is from RefSeq and is a predicted model, not a curated record.
UGGUUGGGUGUCGCUGGGGCGGCAGGGCAGUUCUCAGAGGCAACUCGGUGUCCAGGAAGGGCCGGCGCCUGGCUCGUGGCCUCGCUCGACGGCUCACGCUCUCAGGAAAGAAAUCCAAAGGCCCAGACUCCUGUGCACACAGGCAGUCCGCAAAGCCUGGCAGUGCCAACAUGGCGAGGGGAGGUGUUCCAGGAUGGACGCGACUGGUGGCCAGGACGGGGGAGACCACAGCUGCCGAGAAGCGGCAAAGCGGAGUGAGACCCGGUGUGCCGUGGUGGCCGGGGCCUGCGUCUCAACUGUGGCUAUUGUUAAGAGGGCUAAUACUUCUACGAAAACUGGGGAAAACCCGCAGCGUUGGCAGGCCUGGGGAGGAACUGAACGGUGUGGGUGGAAAGGCUGCAGGUGGCGGAGGGGCACCGUGGCCAGAAGGUCCAGCGCUAAGACGCAGAGCAGAGAGCUGCGCAGCCGGGCUGCGGGCGCCACGCACCGAGAGAGCCUCGCUUCUCCUGAUUAACCGGAGGCCGAGGACAGACCUGGUUGUGUUUUCUUGCACGAACAGCUUCCUCACAUAUGCUCUGCACGGACUGGCGAGAAUCAUGAGCCCAUGCACUGAAAGGCGGAGAGCAGAACCUGGCAUCCAGGAAGUGAAACCACACACCCAGGCCCAAGCUCCGGAGCUGUGCACCAGAGCCGGCCCCAGCCUCGCCCCAGCCCUGCAAGGCGAGGCGCUGCUCAGCCUUCGGAAGGGAGACGAGAAUUCUGCCCAGAGACUCCUGUGGCCGUCUCUCCCGCUGCCGCUCUGGAGAGCGAAGGCAAGAGAGUCGUGGCUGUCCCGGCUGUGAAGCCUGGUCCUGCAGGAUGAACUCAUGUCCCUGGGAAAGAAGAGGUGGAGCCGUGGCCAGGCUACAGCACCUCCUGCCUGCGGCUCAGGUGGGAACCAGCAGCACCGGCUGGGCCAGCGGGGGCAGCAGCGAUGCUGGCAUGGACUCCCAUGGCCCAGCAAGGACGCUCCCAGAGUGGGCAUGGGCGGCACUUUCACCCAAGCAGGAUGGUCUGUUUUAAGAGCAGGGAGGGUGGACAUGCAUGGGGAGGGGGAGCCUGACCUGACCACCCCUCCAGGGCCCCACAUCUGACCAGCUCUGAGGCCCUGCUGCGGGGCAGCUGUACCGGCCAGGACGAGGCUCCCACCUGCACCCCCAUCUCCUCCAUCCCAUGAGGCCUCGUGCCAACUGCCAACCCAUCAUCUCUCAACUCCCAGCACCCACUUCCUUGCCCACUUUGCCCGAUGGGAGCUGGACCCCGUAAACGUUUCUCCUUUGCCAGCAGUGCAAUGCCAGGCUUUGUCAAAGAGAACCAGGUGAGACUGUGGGAGGCAGUGUGUCUACUUUUAACUCGUACGGCCAGGGCCAGUGGCCUGCAGAAAGCCCCCCAACGUCUGGUCUCUGGCAAGGGUCUCCUGUGCCUCAGGGGGAGUUUCCUGAGAAGCAGCUCUGGCCCCUGGAACCCUAGAAAACCUUUCUCCCACCUGGGCUGGCAGCCACACCCUCUGUCGAGGUCUGAGUCUCAGGAGGGUGCCAGGUUCUUCUCAGUUCCAGCGACCGUUCUCUCUAACCAUUGCUCCAGCGUUCACAUGGGAAUCUUGGCGAGGAUGGGAAUUCAGCUGACGUGGUAAUUCCGCAGCCCACACCGUUGAAUGCUGCAUUUCUCAUCAACAGCAGCCCGGAGGCCCGAAGGACCCAGGGAGGUCUCUCCGAGGCCCUGGCCGCCCCGAUUCUCCGGCUGUGGCGCGCUGACCUGCACACGGGGUCCCUUCCUGUUAGUGCUGCUGGACGGUCAGGGGAGCUCAGGCCUGCAGCCCAGCCCGGGCAACUACUGCAGCCCCCGCAGGUCCCACGCACGGCUGAGGGGCUGUCGGCGGGACCCCUCCUGGCUCUGCGAAGCUGCUCUUCCUUCUCUUGCCCCUUUUGGUAGCUAGCUGCCUCGUCCUUGUUAGUGACUCUUUCACUACAUUUUCUCCAUUGCAGUGAUAGGUGUGGUUAGUUCUAUUUAUUUAUUUAUUUUGAGACGGA